AUGAACAAUGGAUUGAAAGGGCAGUCCCAUCAUGUUGCAGAUAUUAAAAUGUUUCCCACAUUUGUGAGAUCUCUUCCAGAUGGAUCUGAAAAUGGAGAAUUUUUGGCCUUGGAUUUGGGUGGAACUAAUUUCCGAGUGUUGUUGGUCAGACUUCAAGGUCAUGAGAUUGAUAUUCAAAGCAAAACCUACUUGAUUCCACAGAGAAUUAUGUUAGGCACAGGAACUCAGCUGUUUGAUCACAUCGCUGAUUGUAUUGGCAAAUUUGUUUCCGAGCACGACCUUUUGAACCAUUCACUUCCUUUGGGGUUCACCUUCUCUUUCCCUUGCCAACAAGAAGGCUUGGCCAAAGCUCGACUGUCAAAAUGGACUAAAGGGUUCCGUUGUGAGGGUGUGGUGGGGGAAGAUAUCUGUGAGCUGUUACAGGAAGCACUGAAGCGACGAACGAACUGCAAGGUGGAGAUCGUUGCAGUUGUUAAUGAUGCAGUUGGUACGCUCAUGUCAGCUGCUCACGUUGAUCGUAACUGUGAGAUCGGGCUUAUCCUCGGCACAGGUUGCAAUGCUUGUUACAUGGAAUACCUGGAUAAUGUGGGUACUUGGAAGCAUGAUGAUGAAAAAGACCAUCAUCCCAGACAGGUUAUUAUCAACACAGAGUGGGGAGCAUUCGGGGACAAUGGUUGCUUGGAGUUCACGAGGACAGAGUAUGAUAGAGAACUGGAUACUUUCUCUAUCAAUCCUGGCAAACAAGUGAUGGAGAAAAUGAUUUCGGGCAUGUACAUGGGUGAGAUUGUCCGACUCGUGCUGGAAAGACUUGCUAAUGAGGGCUUGCUCUUUAGGAGUGUGGAUCAUGAAAGUGCCCUAUUUGAGCGGGGAAGAUUCUACACUAAGUAUGUUUCAGAAAUUGAAAGCGAUACAGAUGAAUUUUUCCGACACACAAAACAAGUUCUGGAUGAGCUACAAGUAGAAAAUUAUACAACAGAAGACUGCAAGAUUGUAAAAUAUGUUUGCACUUUAAUCUCAGCUCGAGCUGCCUUCCUCGCUGCAGCUGGCCUGGCUACAUUGAUCAAUCGUCUCAAUAAACAAGACAUGACAAUUGCUGUUGAUGGCUCCUUGUACAGGUUCCAUCCCCGUUUCCAUAACCUGAUGUGCCUGAAGAUUAAGGAAUUGGUUAAACCUGGACUGAAGUUCAAGCUGAGUUUGUCACAUGAUGGCAGUGGGAAGGGUGCAGCUUUGACAGCAGCAGUGUCCUUAAGACUUCGCAGUUUGAAACCUCUGCCUACAGACAGCAGCCAACAUAGUCUGACCACACAAGAAACAGUGUCCGUCAGGGCUUAG
Candidula unifasciata is the source of this 1332-nucleotide messenger RNA. The record is from the annotation of a GenBank genome assembly. Lineage: Eukaryota; Metazoa; Mollusca; Gastropoda; Stylommatophora; Geomitridae.